Molecule: messenger RNA, 1873 nt
Organism: Thamnophis elegans (Western terrestrial garter snake)
Lineage: Eukaryota; Metazoa; Chordata; Lepidosauria; Squamata; Natricidae
Gene: ARHGEF39
Product: Rho guanine nucleotide exchange factor 39
Exons: 9
Coding region: 131-1168 (345 amino acids)
Biological process (GO): positive regulation of cell migration
Cellular component (GO): plasma membrane
Molecular function (GO): guanyl-nucleotide exchange factor activity
Source: RefSeq, a predicted model, not a curated record
GGCGGCGCUCGGGCAGAUCCAGCUAGCUUGGCCGAGAAGGGCGGCGGCCCAAGGUCCGGCUCUCCCGCCUUUCUCUGGACUCCCAGCCGGUCCGAAAGUUGCGCCCGCGACGGAACUUAUCUUCCCGGGGAUGAGCGACGCCGCUACGGGCCCUCCGGGCUCAUCGCCGGAGCGGAGGGCCAGCUGGGAGCGCCAACGCCGCGCCCGAGCGGAGCAGCUGCUCCGGACCGAAGAGCGAUACUUGGAGCAGCUGGAAGGGGUGGCGACGUACUUUGUGGUCACCCUGAAGGCCAAGGGGAUCUUGAAGCCAGACAUCCACAACAUUCUCUUUGGACCAUGGCAGUCCAUCUGCUCCGCCAGCCGGACGCUGCUUUUCCACCUGUCCAGUGGCCAUUUUGCAUUAGGACUGGAGAGCUUCUGCCACCAGCUGGUGUUCUAUGUCCAUUACGCAGAGAAUCUGGAAGCGGCCCAGAACACCCUGAAGAAGCUGGUGAAGAAGAACAAAGCUUUUUCCCGCUUCAAGAAGCUUCAAGAAUCCCGUCCAGAGCUUAAAGGUUGCCGUCUGGAAGAGCUGCUGCCGCUGCCCCUCCAAAGGCUCCAUCAGUAUAGAUGCCUCCUGCAAGAUUUGGUGGAGCACACUCCCCCGGAGAGCUCUGGAUUCGACCAACUCCAAGGGUCCCUAAGGUCCGUCUCGGAGGUCCUGCGCAGAGUCCAGGAAAUUGCUCACGCCCGUGAGAACCUGCUGCGGAUGAGACAGAUUCAGAAACAGCUGAAGGGACGGAAGACUCAAGUGCUGGCUCCAGGGCGCCGGUAUCUCCAGGAAGGUUGGCUGAUGGAAGUCCCCUCCAAGGGGACUGAGAUGCAGCGCAGGAGAUGCUUCCUUUUCACUGAUAUCCUGUUGUUAGCCAAGCCUUGCCACCCGCUCCAUCCUUGGAAUUCACACAAGUUCGCUUGCCAGGCCAUUUACCCUCUCAGUCACUGCGUUGUGGAGAAGGUCUUUGGUCACACCCAGAGCCAAGGAGGGCUGCUCAGUCUCUCUUUCCCACAAAAAAAGUUACUGCUGAUGUCUUGUGAUCAGGAGGACUUUGCCAAAUGGCACCAGAAUCUGGUGGUGGCUAUCAGAGAGCUUCAGGUCUGUGGAAGCCCACCCGCUCAGAAGGCUGAGUGAGCCAGCUGGACAUUGCAGGAAAUAGCCCGUGCGCCCUGGGCAAUUGUCUGGCAAUCUGCCAACCGGCAGACAUUAGUGCUACCCUCCUUUGGACAUCUUUAACUCAUGCAUUAUCCUAACACGGCUCCUCCGUCCUUGGCUUGGGUGCCUGUUCUUUCCACCCAGAGAAGCAGGAUGCUAGGAACGGCCCUUCUCCUCGGAGGCUGCUGGCUCCAGAACCAGCCCCACUUAUUGAGCCUAGAGGCUGGGAGCCCUGCCAUGUGGUGGCCUACUCAGCAACUCUCAUGUGACACAGGAGGACAGAAGCGAUUAAGAUUCUACACAAGCUACUUUUCAUAAACUGUGGAUCUUGCACAGUGGGAUGCGAAAGCCUUCUUUUAAUGGCUAUGAAUGGUGGCGUUUUUUCCUUGCGACUUCUGUUUUGCCUGCCAAGUCAGGAAAGAUUUUGGGCUGGAACUCAGCGGGUCUUAAAAACAUGUCAGGGCACGGACUGGUCCUUCACACUGCAUGCUGGGGAGCCAAUUACCCCAUAAUCCAAUUCCAUCAGUGCAACCAGGGCAAAAACUGCUGCUUUAAGCAUUUUCAAAUUCUGUAGCUAUGCAGCCAGAACCCCAAAUGGAGAGAGACAACGCCUGGUAUUGCUGUAAUGUUGUAAUAUAGUUCUUUGUGUAGGUGUGUGUCCUCCAUGGCCUAGUUCAUACCAGG